Molecule: messenger RNA, 1588 nt
Organism: Paramecium octaurelia
Lineage: Eukaryota; Ciliophora; Oligohymenophorea; Peniculida; Parameciidae
Source: the annotation of a GenBank genome assembly
UUUCAAACUUAGUCCCAAUCAACUUUCAUGCAAAACACUUUUAACUUCGCCUAAACUUUGUCAAACCAAUUAAAUAGUAAUUAAAAAAUUUAAUGGUUAGGUUUCAUGAACAUGCAGUAACAGGUGUUAUCAACACUUCCCAAUGAAAUAGAUAUAAAUAACCUUCCUUUGAUGGCUCGAUCAAUUACUUUGUAAGAGAAUUCUACAAUGAUUGAAGAAAAAUAAGUACUAGACUUUUAUAUACAAGUAACAAAACCACCCAAGUGAUAAAAACAGUACGUAGAAGGGACAAACGACUCAGUAGGUUUUAACUCCAAGAAGGAUAGGUAAUGAUUUCAACAGAGGAUCUCCUUUUGUCAAAAUCAGCCUGUACAAGUAGCACCAAAUGUCUAAUUAAAAAAUAUACAUUCUUCAAGAUGACAAGUAAUAUUUUUCAAUAUAUACAAGAAUAAUUGGUAGUAAUCAAGGCUAGAGGGAUGAAAUCUCUAUAAUUCGUCGUAAAAAACAUUAAAAUCAAGGAGACAAUAACAUAGACAUAGGUACUAGCUUGAAUUAAUAAAACUAGGCCUUACUUCAUAGGAAGUAAAUGCUGAAAUUCCUUGUAAAAUUUCUACAGAAUUCGGUUUUCGUCAUUCAAGUAGAAUCACUCCACAAAUUUUAUGCUUCUUGUCAUUAAAAUAUUUUCAUGUAAAGUUCUAAGCAAUGCCUUCAAAUAUCUUCAAACAUAUCCACUAAUUUAUCAAGUAGUUUUGAUUAUAAUUUUAGAGAACAACCUAAAUUUUACAUUUUAGAUUGUGGCACUGCUUUAAAAACUUUGGUUAGGAUUUAAAAAGAAAGCCCAAGAAUAAUAGAAGAAAAUAAUAGUUAUUUAAUUGGAACUGAUUUCUAUUUUCAUGUAGUUCAAUUAAACUCAAUACCAAAGUCAGUUGAUAAUAAAAAGAAGGAUUAGGAAUCUCCUAUUGAAUAUUUUUUUUAGACCCUUGUAAGAGAGAAUGAAAAAUACAGAGCUCGCAUUCAUGGUUUAACAAAAGAGGAAUAAUAAUUCUUCUAAGGUAUUUAUAAUUUUUAAAUGUAGAAUAAUUGUAAGAGUACAGAAAAUUAAAGAAAAAAGGAAGGAAACAAUAUUAACUCUUAAAUACUGAUAGACCAUUUCUUAAAAUUCAAUUUGAUACACCAAUGUCUAGACAAGUCGUCAUUUUCAUAGGAAAGGCUGGAUGCGUGUAAACCUUUAAAAUUGGAAGAUCUUAGGAUUGUGACAUUAUUGUCAAUAUGAAUACUGUCUCUAGAAAAUAAACUUAAAUUAAAUUCAACAAAAAUUAAUGGGAAAUCUGUGAUGGAGAAGGGCCACGACAAUCAGCCAAUGGAACUUGGUAAUCCUUACAACCUUAUGGACAAACCUUAUUGGAAACUUAACCAAAAUAAAGUGCUCCACAUCUAAUUGAAGAUAAGAUGGAAGUGAAAAUAUCUGACAACAUUUUUAAAUUUGAGAUGAUCAACUUUGGAGUUUCCAAAAAGUAAAAACUUUAUCUAUAUCUUUAGACGAAAAUUGACUAAUACAUUAUACUAGGAAUUAACUUAAUACGAAUGA